Molecule: messenger RNA, 999 nt
Organism: Penicillium maclennaniae
Lineage: Eukaryota; Fungi; Ascomycota; Eurotiomycetes; Eurotiales; Aspergillaceae
Gene: akr1
Product: putative aldehyde reductase (AKR1)
Exons: 11
Coding region: 1-999 (332 amino acids)
Cellular component (GO): cytosol
Molecular function (GO): aldose reductase (NADPH) activity
Source: RefSeq, a predicted model, not a curated record
AUGUCUCUCGGCAAGAAGGUUACUCUUAACACUGGCCACCAGAUUCCCCAGCUAGGAUUUGGCACCUGGCAAUCUGCCCCCGGCCAAGUCGGUGAGGCCGUUUAUGAAGCCCUGAAGGCUGGUUACCGCCACCUGGAUCUUGCCACUAUCUAUCAGAACCAGAAGGAGGUUGCCGCUGGCAUCAAACGCGCUUUCCAGGACGUUCCCGGCCUCAAGCGUGAGGACAUUUUCAUCACUUCUAAGUUGUGGAAUAGCCAGCACCGCCCUGAGGUCGUCGAGGCCUCUUUGGAUGCGUGUCUUGCCGAGCUUGAGCUUGAUUACCUCGAUCUUUACCUUGUCCAUUGGCCUGUCGCUUUCCAGAAGGGCGAGUCGUACUUCCCCCUUGUCGCCAACAGCACUGUCGAGGGCGGUGAUGUGAUCAUUGAUGACGGUGUUUCCAUUGUUGACACCUGGAAGGCCAUGACCAAACUCCCUAAGAGCAAGGUUCGCUCGGUCGGUGUCUCGAACCACACCAUUGAGCAUCUUGAGGCCCUCAUUAACGGCACCGGUGUCGUUCCUGCUGUCAACCAGAUCGAGCGCCACCCUGUGCUGCAGAGCAACGACCUGAUCGAGUACUGCCAGAAGAAGAACAUUCACAUUACUGCAUACUCUGCCUUUGGUAACAACAUGCUCAACAUUCCUCUCCUCAUCACCCGUCCCGAGGUCAAGGAGGUCGCUGAGGCGGUCGCUAAGCGUACCGGCACCGAAGUCACCCCUGCCCAUGUCAUUCUUGCCUGGUCCCAGGUCGGUGGCCACAGUGUUAUCCCCAAGUCGGUCACUCCGUCCCGCAUCCGCGAUAACUUCAAGGAGAUCGAACUCCUGCCAGAGGAGGUGCAGAAGGUUAGCCAGCUGGGCAAGGACCGCAAACGUUACAAUAUUCCUUACACUGCCAAUAAGCCCCGCUGGAAUAUCAACAUCUUCGGUGAGCCUGAGAGGAGCAGCCUGCUGACCACAAGGUGA